This is a messenger RNA of Echinops telfairi (small Madagascar hedgehog), 1743 nucleotides long. RefSeq names its product ADP-ribosylhydrolase like 1 (gene ADPRHL1). The record is from RefSeq and is a predicted model, not a curated record. Lineage: Eukaryota; Metazoa; Chordata; Mammalia; Afrosoricida; Tenrecidae. The transcript is spliced from 6 exons. Gene Ontology annotation, molecular function: magnesium ion binding; ADP-ribosylarginine-[protein] hydrolase activity. Gene Ontology annotation, biological process: protein de-ADP-ribosylation. The coding region runs from base 78 to 1001 and encodes 307 amino acids.
AAGCAACGAAGGCGGGGGACGCUCAGCAGCUGUUAACCGCAGGAAGAACCCGGCCGGCCUGGUGGCCCUCUGGCAAGAUGGAGAAAUUUCAGGCUGCAAUGCUGCUGGGCGGCGUGGGCGAUGCCCUUGGUUACAGAAACGCCAGCAAGGAGAACAGCGCCCUAGGUACAAAGAUCCAGGAGGAGCUGAAACAAACGGGGGGACUGGGCCAGCUUGUGCUUUCCCCGGACCAGUGGCCAGUGAGCGACAACACCCUCAUGCACAUAACCACGGCCGAGGCGCUCGUCACAGACUACUGGUGCCUGGAUGACCUGUACCGGGAGAUGGUGAAGCACUAUGUGGAAAUAGUCGAGAAGCUCCCGGGGCGUCGGCCAGACCCAGCUACAAUUGAAGGCUGCUUGCAGUUGAAGCCAGACAACUACCUCCUCGCCUGGCACACACCUUUCAACGAAAAGGGCUCCGGAUUUGGGGCUGCCACCAAAGCAAUGUGCAUCGGCAUGCGCUAUUGGAAGCCCGAGCGGCUGGAAACCCUCAUUGAAGUCAGCAUCGAGUGUGGACGGAUGACGCACAACCACCCUACAGAAUACCAGGAGCACUGGUUUUACUUUGAAGCGAAAUGGCAGUUUUAUUUGGAGGAGAGGAAAAUUGCUGAAGACAACGGAAACAAAGCCACCUUUCCUGAGAAUUAUAACGCCGAGGAGAGAGACAAGACUUACAAGAAAUGGAGCUCAGAAGGCCGAGGGGGUAGAAGAGGCCAUGAUGCUCCCAUGAUUGCCUAUGACGCUCUGUUAGGAGCAGGCGAUAACUGGACAGAGCUCUGUAACCGGGCCAUGUUUCACGGAGGGGAGAGUGGAGCCACUGGGACAAUUGCAGGCUGCCUGUUCGGAUUGCUCUACGGCCUGAAAGAUAUUCCCAGAAGCUUGUACCAGGACCUCGAGCACAAGGAGAAACUAGAAAGCUUGGGUGAAGCCCUUUACCGCCUGUCCACAGAAGAAAAGUAAAGCCAUUUCUGCCCUUUCCCCCUUUCUUUAGAGACCAGGCCAAACCCUGGGGCACCUCCCUGGUCUUCCUUCGCAAACUGAUAGACUUGACUGUGGCAAUGCUUUAUGUAUGCAAUUUCCAGUCAGCAAAGAAUCCAUGCUAAUGUUUUCCCUCCCAAUCUCAGGACCCUAAUUGCUAUUAAAAAAAAAAAUACAUCGCUUGUCCUAUGAGAAUGGUUUUGCUGAUCCUGAUCCAAACCCCAGUGAAUUAUCAGCGUGGUGUGUCAACUCUGCUUCCAAAGAGAACAGUCACAUAAUCGUUUCUCGGACAACUGGUGUAUUUUUUUCCAGUGCAAAGCUAAUGCUCUCCGCUCACUUAUGCCAGCAAGACUAACUACAGUGGCCCUCCUCCAGUGUGCCUCCUCUAAUUGUCAAAGCCUUACGUCACUGUGUUUUUCGACCUUAGACAGGUUUCUUGACCCCUGGCAAACCUAUUACAUCUUCAUCCAUUCAUUCACUAGGGCCCCAUCAGGCUCUUGUUGGCAAUAUGAUGCAUAUGUAGUCUGACCAUAGAUGUUUCUACAACAACAACCAAAGAAAAGAAAAGAAAAAACAAUAUUGGGUCCACUUGGGAUGUAGCCAAAAGAGCACCACGGGGUCUAACCUGCCCCACCUACUAUGUUUUUAAUCACACUAGAGUUUUACAAACAAUCUCUUUGGAGCAAUUUGCAGAGGAAAUAAACGACUGUCAUGCCGGUCCGAA